Messenger RNA from Cinara cedri, 997 nucleotides. The record is from the annotation of a GenBank genome assembly. Lineage: Eukaryota; Metazoa; Arthropoda; Insecta; Hemiptera; Aphididae.
AAAAAAAAUGGUGUACCAAACUUUUCAAUUUGUGCCAGUGCCGCAGAACAUGGACACUUAGAUUGUUUAAUGUAUGCCCGCAACUUAGGAUUGGAAUGGGGUGAUCACACGUGCAUUUUGGCAGCACAAAAUGGUCAUCUUAACACAUUAAAAUAUGCUCACGAACAGGGUUGUCCGUGGAACGAAAACACAUGCAAAGUUGCUGCUGCGGCUGGACAUGUUAACACACUUAAGUUUGCCCAUGAACAUGGAUGUCCGUGGGAUGAGGGAACUUGUGAAAAUGCAUCUGGAUUUGGACAAGUUGACACAUUAAAAUAUGCUCAUGAACAGGGAUGUCCAUGGGAUGAGAACACAUGCAAAUUUGCUGCUGCGCACGGACAUAUUAACACACUUAAGUUUGCCCAUGAACAUGGAUGUCCAUGGAAUGAGGGAACUUGUGAAAUGGCAGCUGGAAUGGGACACACUAAUUGUUUAAAAUAUGCUCAUGAACAAGGUUGUCCAUGGGGUUUAGAUACAUGCAAAAUAGCAGCUGCUAAUGGGCAAUUAAAUACUUUAAAAUAUGCCCAUGAAAAUGGAUGUCCAUGGGACAGGGGUACUUGUGAUAUGGCUGCUAUGUCUGGGCAAAUUAACACACUGCGAUAUGCUCAUGAGAAUGGAUGUGAAUGGACUGCAAAUACAACUGAAUUGGCUACCUUAUCUGGGAAUCUUGGAGUUUUGCAGUAUGCAUGUCAAAAUGGUUGCCCUUGGAAUUUAGAUAUGUCAACACUGAAGUUCCUAAAUGCCACACAUACUGGCAUGUAUAGAUAUGCUAUGGUAUAUUAUAAUAGGUAAUAUAGACAUGUAAAUAAUAUCUUAUCAUUUUUUAAAAUAUAUUUAUUUUUUUAAAUUUAAGGUUGAUGAAGAAGCGUAUGGAUGAGCGAAAAUCUACUCGUAAAUAAUUUUAUUUAUAGUAUUGGAAAAAAUAUAAACUAAAGGAUAAAUACAUAUUAAGUUUCCC